Molecule: messenger RNA, 2333 nt
Organism: Cavia porcellus (domestic guinea pig)
Lineage: Eukaryota; Metazoa; Chordata; Mammalia; Rodentia; Caviidae
Gene: Dgat2
Product: diacylglycerol O-acyltransferase 2
Exons: 8
Coding region: 197-1363 (388 amino acids)
Biological process (GO): triglyceride biosynthetic process; diacylglycerol metabolic process
Cellular component (GO): endoplasmic reticulum membrane
Molecular function (GO): diacylglycerol O-acyltransferase activity
Source: RefSeq, a predicted model, not a curated record
GUUUAGCGGCUGCGGUCUCGCUCGUUGGUCUUCGGUUCUUUGCGCCGCCUGGGGCAGUGCCUCAGCUGAGCAGCUUGGGCACCGUCAGCGGGCUGCCUUGCUCUGCGCGAAGCCCUGGCCCCGGCGGCCAGGGCAUGGGCCAGGGUCGUGGGGCGAGGCGGCUUCUGGCGGGGCCGUGACCUGCACCAGCUUCAGCAUGAAGACCCUCAUAGCAGCGUACUCUGGGGUCCUGAGAGGUGAGCGUCGCAGCAAGGCUGCCCGAAGUGAGGGCUCCAGUGGAAGAUCCGUGCUGUCCCGUGUUGGGUCUGGAAGAUGGGGUACUGGAUCCAGCAUUCUCUCCGCCCUCCAAGAUCUCUUCUCUGUCACUUGGCUGAACAGAUCCAAGGUGGAAAAGCAACUUCAGGUCAUCUCAGUACUACAAUGGGUCCUGUCCUUCCUUGUACUGGGAGUGGCCUGCAGUGCCAUCCUCAUGUACACAUUCUGCACUGACUGCUGGCUCAUCGCUGUGCUCUACUUCACCUGGCUGGCCUUUGACUGGGACACCCCCAAGAAAGGUGGCAGGAGAUCACAAUGGGUACGAAACUGGGCUGUGUGGCGCUACUUUCGAGACUACUUUCCCAUCCAGCUGGUGAAGACACAUAACUUGCCAACCACCAGGAACUAUAUUUUUGGCUACCACCCCCAUGGCAUCAUGGGCCUGGGUGCCUUCUGCAACUUCAGCACAGAGGCUACAGAAGUAAGCAAGAAGUUCCCUGGCAUAAGGCCCUACCUGGCCACACUGGCUGGCAACUUCCGGAUGCCUGUGCUUCGAGAAUACCUGAUGUCUGGAGGCAUCUGCCCUGUCAAUCGGGAUACCAUAGAUUACUUGCUGUCGAAAAAUGGGAGUGGCAAUGCCAUCAUCAUCGUGGUGGGAGGUGCAGCAGAGUCCCUGAGCUCCAUGCCUGGCAAGAACGCAGUUACCUUGAAGAACCGCAAAGGCUUUGUGAAACUGGCCCUGCGACAUGGAGCUGACCUGGUUCCUAUCUACUCCUUUGGGGAGAAUGAAGUGUACAAGCAGGUGAUCUUCGAGGAGGGCUCCUGGGGCCGAUGGGUCCAGAAGAAGUUCCAGAAGUACAUCGGCUUUGCCCCAUGCAUCUUCCAUGGCCGAGGCCUCUUCUCCUCUGACACCUGGGGGCUAGUGCCCUACUCCAAGCCUAUCACUACUGUUGUGGGCGAGCCCAUCACCAUCCCCAAGGUGGCACACCCGACCCAGCAGGACAUUGAUCUAUACCAUGCCAUGUACAUGGAGGCCCUGGUGAAGCUCUUUGACAAGCACAAGACCAGAUGUGGUCUCUCGGAGACCGAAGUCCUGGAAGUGAACUGAUCCAGCCCUUGGAAGGAACCGACUACACACUGUUUUCUACCGAGCUCUCAAGUGCUUUUUGUUCUGUAAAUUUGGAAGCGUCAUGGGUGUCUGUGGGUUAUUUAAAAGAAAUUAUAAUUUGUUAAACCAUUACAAUGUUAGGUGUUUUUUAAGAAGGCAUAAGUCAAUAUUUUAAAGCUCUUUCACUUCUAGUAUGUCCUGUUCUAGGUCGUGGCUAACACAUCUGGGCCUUUAUGGUUUCUCAACCAAACCCUCAGGUUCCCUUCCUAAAAUGAUGAAAUGAGAAAACUGGGUUCUGGUAAAUUGGGGGAGGGUGACCAUUUAGUGAAUCAAGUCGGUUAGAUGCUUCAUUCUUUGUUCCCAGGCAUGAGAGGCAGAGCCCACUUCUAACACAAACAUCUCUAUCUCCACCACCCCACGCUUAAGUGAAAGUCUUGGUCCCUUUUGCCCAGGGGAAGACGUGGAGGGCACAGCUGUCCCCACUUUGGAAGGGCAGUGGUGAGCACCCAGAAUGCUCCAGCUUGAGUCUCCUCUCUGUCCCUGACCUGAACCCUCCUCUGUCAAAUCUCAGGCUAGACCAGCUGCCAGUGAUAGUAUGUGAGGGCAACACUACUGCAGAGACACCAUGUCUUGGAUUCUCCAGCCCUGCGUGUUGUUGGAGUAACUGGCUUUGCUCAGGAAGCUGAUGGCGUGGACUGCACUGACUCAGUCUUAUCUUGGAGCAUGUCCUUCCCUGUGGCCUCGGUUUGCCCAGGUCACACCCUAAGUCUGGUUACAGAAGGGUCUGCCCUUCUGCAUAGCACACUGGGUCCAGGAGAGGAGGUCCUGAACCUGAGCCUCACAUCUUUGUGCCUUUCUGAGGGGCUUGGAGCCAGGGAGGCCCCUCCUCUGUAUGUUGUUUUCUUUCCAUGAGAUCAUUGUUCCGUGUCAGACUUUUGUAUAUUCCUAAACAAAUAAACUGAAAAAAGAA